UCUUUGACUUUCUAAUUUUGUUUAUGCAGCCUGACACCCAUCUAGACCGAUCUAUAACGAGGAUUUCAUAUCAUGAUUUUAUUAAUUUUGAAUUAAUAUACUUUUUCCAAGCAAAUCUCGAAAGGUGUAUUCCUUCAGUGGCUGAUGGGCUCAAGCUAUCAUCAAGAAAGAUUCUGUUCACCCUGUUCAAAUGCAACAAAAAAGUCACGGUGGAGCAGCUUGCUUCUGAUGUUUCUAAAACUUGCUCGUAUCACCACAGCCAACAGAGUUUGGCUAAAACGAUUGUUAGGAUGGCACAGGAUUAUGUUGGUAGCCCCAACAAUGUCAAUUUACUUGACCCAGAUGGCCAGUUUGGUUCUCGAAUCUCGGGUGGUAAAGAUGCUUCCAACCCAAAAUAUAUUUUCACUGAGCUAUCGGUCAUGGCAAGAGUUUUGUUUCCGAAUGAUGAUGAUGUCCACCUACAGUACUUGAAGGAAGAUGGGAAAACUAUAGAGCCAUUAUGGUAAUUAUUUGCCCAACUCAGU
Arabidopsis lyrata subsp. lyrata is the source of this 524-nucleotide messenger RNA. RefSeq names its product DNA topoisomerase 2. The transcript is spliced from 2 exons. Bases 24 to 506 code for a protein of 160 amino acids. Gene Ontology annotation, biological process: sister chromatid segregation; DNA topological change; resolution of meiotic recombination intermediates. Gene Ontology annotation, molecular function: DNA topoisomerase type II (double strand cut, ATP-hydrolyzing) activity; DNA binding; ATP binding. The record is from RefSeq and is a predicted model, not a curated record. Gene Ontology annotation, cellular component: nucleus. Lineage: Eukaryota; Viridiplantae; Streptophyta; Magnoliopsida; Brassicales; Brassicaceae.